UGUCCGGGCCCAGAGUGAGCCAAUUACUAACUAAUACGAAAACUCCCCUCUCUCGAUUGGGCAAUCGAAUGAGAAUGACAAGGAGCACAGCAACUAUUACCCUGAGUACUAUUAUCUCACUGAUGCUGUUGUGCGUCUCCGACGUGGUUCCAUCGUCUCACUCCAUCAUAAAGACCCUACCGGGGUUUCCGGGUGAUCUUCCCUUCCAGCUUGAAACCGGGUACAUUGGAGUGGGAGAAUUAGAGCAGGUUCAGCUAUUCUACUACUUCAUUGAAUCGGAGAGGAGCCCAAAGGACGACGCCCUCUUUCUCUGGCUGACCGGUGGCCCUGGUUGCUCCGCUUUCUCUGGCCUCAUUUAUGAAAUCGGUCCGUUACUCUUUGACUACUCGAAAUCUAGAGGGAAGAGAGCAGUAUUAAAGUUGAACCCUUAUUCAUGGACAAAGGUCGCAAAUAUUAUUUUUGUGGACUCGCCUGUUGGGACUGGAUUUUCGUACGCAAAGAGUUGGACCGGAUUCGAAAAUAGCGAUACCUCGCAAACCGCUUUGCUUUAUGAAUUUUUGCGGAAGUGGUUCCUGUCUCACCCACAAUUUCAAGAUAAUCCGCUCUAUAUCACCGGUGAUUCUUAUUCCGGCAAGAUUAUUCCAAUGCUCGUCGAGGAAAUAUACAAUGGGAACAAAGUUGGCCUCGAUCCCGAAAUGAAUCUAAGGGGUUAUGUGAUCGGGAACCCGGUAACCUAUGAAGCGAAAGACAUUAGUAUGAGAGUUCCGUAUGCCCACCUCGUGGCACUUAUAUCCGAUGAACUUUACCAGUCAGCAAGAAUAAAUUGCAAAGGAGAUUACAUGGACGUGGAUCCGAGUAACGCUGCCUGUCUCGCCGCCCUGCAGAACAUAUCGAUAUGCACUGACAAGAUAUACCCAGGUCAUAUACUCGAACCGACGUGUGCCCUGCUGUCUCCACAACCAAAUUCGAGUCGUACUUCUAUGUGGAACAGAAGGCUAGUUGGGGAUGAUAAUAUUGACAUCGUUUUAUCCCCUCUGCGAUCUCUUUCAAAACAAUGGUGCCGGAGUUAUAACUACCUCUACUCUUACAUUUGGGCAAACGAUAAAACAGUUCAAAGAGCACUUCACGUAAGAGAGGGGACGAAGGAGGAGUGGCAGAGAUGCAACAAGAGCUUGUCUUACACGAAGAAUGUAUUGAGCACUGUGCCUUAUCACUACAACCUCACCAAGACAUCCCUGCGUGUCCUAAUUUACAGUGGAGAUCAUGACUUUGCAAUUCCAUAUAUUGGCACCAUGGAAUGGAUCAAGUCCCUCAACUUAACCGUUUUUGGUAGUUGGGCGCCGUGGUUCGUGGAAGGCCAAAUCGCCGGAUACUCUACGUUGUUCGAGAAUACCAACUAUGACUUAACAUUUACGACAAUCAAGGGAGGAGGGCAUACAGCUCCAGAGUACAAACCGAAGGAAUGCCUCGCAAUGAUUGAUAGAUGGCUUGCUUAUUACCCUCUCUAACACCUGCUAGCUAGUCUACCUAUCAAUCAAUCUAUACAUCAGUUGAGCUAUUUUCUCCAAUUUAUAAUUUGCACCGCAAUAAAAGAAAAAGAAAUAAAAUGACCACCAUAUUUCAGGUGUGGGAAAAAGGUUUAUAUACGUUGUAUUUUAUUUUUAUUUUUGCUAAUAAAAAACCUUUCUUCAAUAAACGCAAGAAAACUAAACAGUAAAGAUUUACAAAUUGCAUA
Punica granatum (pomegranate) is the source of this 1735-nucleotide messenger RNA. Lineage: Eukaryota; Viridiplantae; Streptophyta; Magnoliopsida; Myrtales; Lythraceae. The record is from RefSeq and is a predicted model, not a curated record.